This is a messenger RNA of Tetrahymena thermophila SB210, 594 nucleotides long. Its product is annotated as GNAT family acetyltransferase. Gene Ontology annotation, molecular function: acyltransferase activity, transferring groups other than amino-acyl groups. The record is from RefSeq and is a predicted model, not a curated record. NCBI's taxonomy places the organism in Eukaryota, Ciliophora, Oligohymenophorea, Hymenostomatida, Tetrahymenidae. The transcript has a single exon.
AUGCAAUUUUAAUAAGAGAUAAAAAUAGAAUAAACUAUAAAGAUAGAUAAUGAUUUUAGACUUGAACUUUGUGUAGACUACACAGUCUUGUACAACUUUAUCUAAAAAAAUAGAGAUAUAUUUUUAAAUACCAUUCCAUGGGUGUAAAGUUUUAACACUAUCGAGGACUCUAAAAAGUUGAUAGAUACAUGGCAAUAAGCAUAUUUGCAAGGUACAAAAUCAUGCUACUACAUAAUGCAAAAUGAAAAUGUAGCUGGCUUUUUUUGUUUUAGGACUAUAGAUCUUACAAAAAAAGAAGCUGAAGUAGGAUAUAUGAUGGACAAAGACUAUUAAGGUAAAGGUAUUUUAAGAAAAUGUAUGAAAUUUAUGAUAGAAUAUGCCCUUUAAUAGUACUAAAUAUAAAGAUUUAUAUUAAUCACAAAAUCUAGCAAUCUAAGAAGUUAAAAUGUAGGCUUAAAACUUGGAUUUUAAAUUUUCAAAAGAUAAGAAAUUGGAGCAUAAUUAAAUGGAGUAUCUGAUGACUAAGUUGUAUUUGAACUAACGAAAGAGUAAUAUGAAUAAUUUUUAUAAAACGAAGAAUAAAGUAUUAGUUGA